Molecule: messenger RNA, 894 nt
Organism: Aureobasidium melanogenum CBS 110374
Lineage: Eukaryota; Fungi; Ascomycota; Dothideomycetes; Dothideales; Saccotheciaceae
Exons: 3
Coding region: 1-894 (297 amino acids)
Cellular component (GO): mitochondrion
Source: RefSeq, a predicted model, not a curated record
AUGUCGCGGAUAUCUACUUUCGGAAGGGCUGUCAGCCAACUGGCGACCCCCAAUGUCUCGUCCACCACCUGCAGAUCCUGCCAGCUACGACUCAGCGCCGCCUCGCAACAACGCCAAUUGCAGACCUCCGCUACCCGUCCCGCAAUCGCCGACCGCUUCAAGUCUGUCUUUGGCGGCAAGAAGAAGGAAGAGGACUCGGCAGACCUUGCUGCAGCCGAACUAGCAGAACUCGACGACACACCACGAAAGCCUGACUUCCCUGGAUGGUAUCUACCAAAGGAGAAUCUGCCCGAGGGAUGGGCCAAGACGCCGGAAGAGGACAAGGAAUAUGUUAUGGCAUCCGAGGGCAAGGACUUGGAACAUGUGGGAAGCGACAAGUGGCUCGAGCAGCAGUUCGAUGACAAGCCAAAGUACAAGGGAUGGGCAAAAGUCAGAAAGACCAACGCAUUAACUCCCAAGGAUGCCGGAGAGCAAGUCCUCAAGGCUGCAAGAGAGGCUGGCCUCAAUGUGGACCAAAAAGGCUUGGACUUUGCAGUAACAGAGGUCAAGGACAAAUUCAAGCUCACCAAGAUCCUACGAACCACCACAAACAUGCAAAUCUCAGACAUUGUCAUGCACAGAGCAACAACGCUCAAGGACUUCCAACAAGCCAUUCUCACAAAGCCCAAGCCCAAGAAGUUGGCCUUCACACUCUUGGCCAACGAGGAGCUGAUGGCAAACCGCAACAUUCAGGUUCGCGGAGGCCGUCAAACACCGGUGCACAAGGACAGAGCCGUUGGCAGGUGGAAGUUGAUUGAGGAAGAGCUUGUGAACAAGGGUCUUCCCGUGUUUGGACAUGGCAUCAAGGCCGACAGAGGUAUCCAGGCUGAAGAAGCCAAGGACCAAACUGCAUAA